AUGAAACGGUUUUUAAUUCCUAAUAAACUUAAAUCAAAUGAUGUCACUGAAAAUGUUUCAAGUGUUUUGGAUCCAUCGAAAAUUUAUUUUCCUUGUACAUCUACUACAGUAGUUGAAUCAAUAAAACCAGAUUCGAAACAAACAAAUUCCGAUGAACUUUUAAAAUUGAACGUUCUUGAUUUAAGUUCAACUUGUGACGAAAGUGCCGUACAACCUGUUAUUAAUUUUCCUCGUACAGUUAUUUCCGGAAAACAUCGAUGUUUUCAAAGCAGUUGGUAUAGUAAAUAUCCUUGGUUGGAAUAUUCAAUUACGCUAAAUGCUGUUUUUUGUUAUUACUGUCGUCAUUUUCCUCCUCACUUAACGGUUUCUCAGUCUCAUACUGAAAAAGAUGCUUUAAUUAAUCGUGGAUAUUCCGAUUGGAAAAAUAUUAGUAACCUGACAAAAAAACAUGAAAAUACUAGUUCUCACAAAAAUGCUGUAAUAAAAUACAACUCAUGGCUGUCAACGAAAAAAACCGGCUCAGUUUCAUCUCAAAUUAACCAACAAGUUAAGGACCAAAUUAUAAAUAAUAGAGAAACAUUAACAACUGCAUCGAAUCUUACAUUACGUAAAAUAGUAAAAGAAGUUAAUCUCGGGAGCAACAUUUUUAGUCUAAUUGUUGAUGAGGCUAGAGAUGAAUCGAAAAUUGAACAAAUGAGCGUUUGUAUAAGAUAUGUAUACGAUUCAAAAAUAAAAGAAAGAUUUUUAGGAUUCAUUGAAUUAAAUGAAUUAAAUGCCCAAGCGUUGUGUAACGGAUUGAUAUUAUUUUUAAAUAACACGGGUUUAGACAUUGGUAAAUGUGUUAGUCAAUCAUAUGAUGGUGCUUCAGUUAUGUCGGGAGAAUUUUCAAGUGUUCAAACAAAAAUAAGAACUUUAGCAAAAAAUCCAUGCCCAUAUAUACAUUGCCAUGCUCACAGGCUAAAUCUAGUUCUUGUUAAUGUUACACAAAAUGUUCAAGAAGUAGGCGAAAUAAUAGGCUUAUUAGAAGCUGUUUUUGCAUUUCAGUCAGUAUCUACUCUUCGUCAUCAUGCUUUUUUCCAAGAAACAAAUUUCAAAAUCCCACAGCACUGUGAUACUAGAUGGGUCUCAAAAUAUAAAAGUAUACAAUUUUUCAAAACUCAUUUUGGUGGUAUUUUAAAAGUUCUUUAUACAUUUAAAGAAAGUUCUAAAAAACGAGAGGCUGCAGAGGCAAAGGGAUUGAUUUUACAGUUUGCCAAGUUUGAAGUUAUUGUCAUACUUGUUUGUUUAAAUGAAAUAUUAAACAUUGUUAACUGUCUUUCAAUUAACUUACAGUCAUCUACUUUAAAUAUAGGACAGUGCACUAUGUUAAUUAAGGCAACAAAAAAACAAAUUUCGGAUUUACGUGAGGAAAAAAAAUUCUAUGAAUUAUAUGAACAGUCAUUGAUAAUUGCACAAAAUGCAAACGUAUCUACACCAUCAAAUAAUGAUGUUUCUUCAAAUAGAAUGUCUCAAGGCUCAAGUAGAAUGACAGAUUAUUACAUAACUUCUACUACUGGUAAAAGACAUGUCAUAUGUGUUGAAAUGAACAGGCGAUUUGAUGAAAAUGGUGAAUUUUAUGCAGUUUUAGGUGUAUUAGACCAAACUUCAAAAGAAUUUUUAGACUGUGAAACACUAUGUAAAUUUGCCAAGACUUUCCCAUUUUAUCGGUCUGAUGAAUUUAUUAUCAAACUAAAACAUCAAUGUGCAUUAGGGAAAACAUUAUUUUCAUCUAGUUCUGGACUUUUUGAACUGUUGAAUGAAGUUCAAAAUUAUAAAUGCUUCUGCAGAAAGAAGCUUUUCAACAAUGAGAAGAGUGAAAACAUACCUCAGAUCAACUAUGAAUCAACUAUGAAAAGUUCUAGACUAAAUGAUUUGACAUUACUUUCCAUAGAAAGGGAAAUAAGUGGACAAUUUAUGGAUAACCCAUCGGCUGUUAUUGACGAGUUUGCUGUUAUGAAGAAAAGAAGAUUAGAAUUUUUACUUUGA
Molecule: messenger RNA, 2025 nt
Organism: Acyrthosiphon pisum (pea aphid)
Lineage: Eukaryota; Metazoa; Arthropoda; Insecta; Hemiptera; Aphididae
Exons: 4
Coding region: 1-2025 (674 amino acids)
Source: RefSeq, a predicted model, not a curated record